UUUAUCAACAUAAAUGUCAUCACUACUACCCAUCUUUUGCUUUUCUUACUACUCUUCCCUCCUUUUUUUAAUUAAAAUUCACAUCCAAGUCUAGUUGCUUUCCUCCAUUUAUUGCCUUUAAACCCAUUCAGUUUUCUCAAGUUUCGGUAAUUUUAGAAACAAUUCUACUACAAACACAUAAUAAAUUACAGAACACUCGGGUUGUUCGAGUGCAGGUGUUGUGUGAGUGUUCUUCAAGAAAUCAUUCUAGACAGUUGGGAUUUCUGCAACGGUCAUAAAUUCAAUUUAAUGGUGAGAUUACUAACAACCAAGUUGAAUCAAACAUGGAAGAUUAUCAAGUGAUAGAGCAGAUAGGGAGAGGUGCUUUUGGAGCUGCAUUUCUUGUUCUUCACAAAAUUGAGAAAAAGAAGUAUGUGUUGUAGAAGAUUCGUUUUGCCAAACAAACAGAAAAGUUCAAGCGCGCUGCUCAUCAAGAGAUGAAUUUAAUAGCAAAGCUAAAUAACCCAUAUAUUGUCGAGUGCAAAGAUGCAUGGGUGGAACAGGGAUGCUGUGUGUGUAUUGUAACAAGUUAUUGUGAAGGAGGAGAUAUGGCUGAGAUAAUAAGAAAAGCUAGAGGAACAUUUCUGCCCGAGGAGAAGCUCUGCAAAUGGCUGACUCAGCUUUUGCUAGCUGUGGACUAUCUUCACUCCAACCGCAUCCUUCACAGGGAUCUUAAGUGCUCAAACAUAUUUCUUACAAAAGACAAUGAAAUCAGAUUGGGUGACUUUGGACUUGCAAAGCUGCUCAACAAAGAUGACCUUGCUUCUUCGGUGGUGGGCACUCCAAACUACAUGUGUCCAGAGCUUCUAGCAGAUAUACCUUAUGGCUACAAAUCCGACAUAUGGUCCCUAGGUUGUUGUAUGUUUGAAAUAGCUGCACAUCAACCUGCAUUUAGAGCUCCUGAUAUGUCCACUCUAAUAAACAAAAUAAACCGGUCCUCUAUUUCUCCACUCCCAACCAUUUAUUCUUCUACAUUGAAACGGUUGAUCAAAAGCAUGCUAAGAAAAAAGCCAGAACACAGACCAACUGCUGCAGAGUUAUUGAGGCAUCCCCAUCUAAAGCCAUAUCUUGUUCAAUGCCACAACUUACCUCCUGGAUUUCUUCCAGUGACAUCUGACAACAAUUACAAGGAUAAAUCACCAAGAACCCUACUUUCUGAGAAACCAAACAUCCAAAAAGACCCAGAAUUUGGGAAGAGAAGACUGCUAAAGGAGUCAGAUGAUGGUCAAGCAGUUGAUGAAAAUGCAAGUGUUCCAAGACAAAAGGAAUCAAGAAAUGACGUGCCCAUUUCGUUUUAUCCCCAUCAAGCUAAAGUUGAAACUGAAAGGGAGAGUCUUCGUACUAUCUGUUCCAAGGAAAUAUUGACAGGUGAUGAAGAUUCAACCACUGAAAAUUCCCGGAAAGUGCAAGCUAUGGAAGAACCUGAUACAGUGAUUGAAGGAGCUAGUGAAGAAGAUCACAAGAAAAUGGCAGCAUUUAGUACUUGUGUGUAUAGAAAUGGAUUUCUUGAAGAUGAAAGAUCAUCAGAAACUAAGUCAGUCUUCAAACACGAGCAAGAGAAAGUACCCUUAUGCUGUACUUGUACAACAGAAAUCCCCAAUCAAAAUCCAGAACUUGCUUCCACUGAAAAUAUGUCAUCAACAAGUACAGUGACACUACAAUGUGCACAUGAAGGAGGAGAAAAAUCAGACGAGCUUAGUCCUUGCAAGCAUACAGGAAAAGAAUAUGCUCAUGAAUUGAAUCGGCUUUUUAAUGUCAACUCAACAAAAAGUACAAUAACUUUGUUGUAUGGUGACACGACAAAGAUUAUAUGGGAUACUCUGAGCCAACAAAGAUCAGAAGCUCUGGAAUCGCUGCUUGAGCUUUGCGCGGAAUUACUCAGACGUGAAAGGCUCGAGGAACUUGCAGGCGUGCUAAGGCCAUUUGGGGAAGAAGGCGUUUCAUCAAGAGAGACAGCAAUUUGGUUGACAAAAAGCCUAAUGAACAUUCAAAAUCAGGCUGGGAAAAAGUAGCACCAUGACAUUUUUUUUUUUUUGAAAAUUUCCUGAGAAAGUAUUUAGUACUUGCUUUCAUGUAACUUAAAAAGUUUGAGAAUCUCCUUAAAAAGUAUUUAGUAUAGGCUAUCUUCAUCUCAAUCAAUAUUACCUCUACUUUAAUUGUCCUAA
Messenger RNA from Camellia sinensis, 2204 nucleotides. Lineage: Eukaryota; Viridiplantae; Streptophyta; Magnoliopsida; Ericales; Theaceae. The record is from RefSeq and is a predicted model, not a curated record.